This is a messenger RNA of Apus apus (common swift), 2247 nucleotides long. Its product is annotated as histidine--tRNA ligase, cytoplasmic-like. The record is from RefSeq and is a predicted model, not a curated record. The coding region runs from base 15 to 1469 and encodes 484 amino acids. Gene Ontology annotation, cellular component: cytoplasm; mitochondrion. Gene Ontology annotation, biological process: histidyl-tRNA aminoacylation; mitochondrial translation. The transcript is spliced from 12 exons. Gene Ontology annotation, molecular function: ATP binding; histidine-tRNA ligase activity; identical protein binding. Lineage: Eukaryota; Metazoa; Chordata; Aves; Apodiformes; Apodidae.
CCCGCGGUGCGGCCAUGCUGGGGCCGCGCGGCGCCGCCGGGGCCUGGCGGGGCCUGCGGGGCCUGCUCUGCCCGCGGGCCCGGGCGGCGGGCGGGGCCGGCGGCUGGCGGGGCCCGCCGCUCAAGACGCCGAAGGGCACGCGCGAUCAUCCCCCCGCCCACGUGGUGCUCCGCGACCGGCUCCUCGCCGCCGUGGUGGCCGUCUUCAAGCGGCACGGGGCGGCCGCCAUCGACACCCCCGCGCUGGAGCUGCAGGAGACGCUGAUGGGGAAGUACGGGGAGGAGGUGAAGCUCAUCUACCAGCUGCAGGACCAGGGCGGGGAGCUGCUGGCCCUGCGCUACGACCUGACUGUGCCCUUCGCUCGCUAUCUGGCCAUGAACAAGAUCACCAACAUGAAGCGCUACCACGUCGCCAAGGUCUACAGGAGGGACAACCCGGCCACCAGCAGGGGCCGCUACCGGGAGUUCUACCAGUGUGACUUUGACAUCGCUGGGCAGUUCGACCCCAUGAUUCCCGACGCCGAGUGCCUGAAGAUCGUGCACGAGAUCCUGAGCGACCUGCAGCUGGGGGACUUCCUCAUUAAGGUCAACGACCGACGGAUCCUGAAGGGUGUGUUUGCUGCUUGUGGCAUCCCAGAGAGCAAGUUCAUCACCACCUGCUCCACGGUGGACAAGCUGGACAAGAUGCCGUGGGAAGAGGUGAGGAGCGAGAUGGUGGGAGAGAAGGGGCUGUCUCCUGAGGCUGCAGAUCGCAUCGGGGAGUACGUGCAGCUGCAGGGCGGCCUGGGCCUGGUGGAGCGGCUGCUGCAGGACCCCAAGCUGUCCCAGAACAAGCUGGCCAAGGAGGGGCUGGGGGACAUGAAGCUGCUGUUCGAGUACCUGGCGCUGUUUGGCAUCACGGGGAAGAUCUCCUUCGACCUGAGCCUGGCGCGGGGCCUGGACUAUUACACGGGGGUGAUCUUUGAGGCUGUGCUGCUGCAGCAGGAGAACCAGCACGUGGAGGAGCCCGUCAGCAUGGGGAGCGUGGCCGGGGGCGGCCGCUACGACGGGCUGGUGGGGAUGUUUGAUCCCAAGGGACGGAAGGUGCCCUGCGUGGGGGUCAGCAUCGGGAUCGAGCGGAUCUUCUCCAUCCUGGAGCAGAGAGUGAAGGCUUCUGGGGAGAAAGUUCGGACGACUGAGACAGAGGUGCUGGUGGCUACACCUCAGAAACACUUGCUGGCUGCAAGACUGAAGCUCAUCUCUGAGCUGUGGGAUGCAGGGAUCAAGGCAGAGAUGCUGUACAAGAAGGACCCGAAGCUGCUGAAGCAGCUGCAAUAUUGUGAGGACACGGGGAUCCCCCUCGCUGCCAUUGUUGGGGAGCAGGAGCUGAUGGACGGGGUGGUCAAGCUGCGAGACGUCGCAACGAGAGAGGAGGUUGACAUCCCGAGGGAAAAGCUGAUUGAUGAGAUCAGAAGGCGUCUGGAGCCCUAGGACAUCUCUGGCUAGAGCUGCUGUGCCACAGGAACCCUCCAGCCAGGAGCCAUUUGCUUCCCAUGGAAGUCUGGUCACCAUCCACUGGCUGGGCCGAGGCAGUGUCAGCACCAGGCAUCUGCUUGGGAUGGAGCAAGGGGAAUUAAAAGCUGGGGACAGUGCAGUCACUGAGCUAACCACCAGGAGUUCAUCCACCUGGUGAGCUGCUCUGAGGGAUGGUCAGUAACUGCAGAGCCAUGUCCAGGCUGGAGGUGGCACGGGCACAGAUGGACAUGGGGCAGCUCAAGCAGGACCAGGCUGAGCUCCAGCAUCGGGGUGGGGAACUGAGGUGUGCUGAGCACCCACAGGCUCAGAAUAUAGGGAGAGGGUGGCAGGGGGAGGCCACCCCUGCCCCUCCAAGGGCUGCAAGGGGCAGCCUCAGCCUGCAGCUGGGCUCUGCCACCGUGGGUGGGGCUGGAUGAGCCUGGGCUCUGCCACCAGCCUGGGGGGUAUGUGGGGGCCCCCUCAGGGAGGCACACAGGCAGGCUCCCUCUGGGGCAAGCCUGGAGGAGCUCCAUUUUUAUGUAUUUGUGGUGGGUUGACAUUGGCUGGACAGCAGGUGCCCAGCAAAGCCACUGGACAGGAGAGAGAAAAUGUAACAGAAGACUCAUGGGUUGAGAUCUGAUCACUUGGCAAUUGCUGUCACAGGCAGAAGAGGCUCAACCUGGGGAAAUCAGUUUAAUUUCUUGCCAAUGAAAUCAGAGAAGGGUAAUGAGAAAUAAAACCACAUCUUAAAACA